AUGACAAAUGACAUGGAUGUCAUGCAGAUAAGCCGUGAAGCGGAACAACUGCAAAUCAGCAGUCAUCCAUUUCUACGCCAUCCUUCGGUUCGCCCUCUCUGGGGACGGGAUGCACGCUUCAGCUUCUAUGCGAGUCUGGAUGCCAACUCGUCAGAACCAAAUCGGCACGCACUCAAGGCUGCCGAAGGCCUGAAACAGCUCCUAGCUUCUGUCGCAGAAAGAUCAGAAUUGCUGAAUGAUCCGUCAAAUAAGGACAAGCUCAUCGUGGAAACGGUCCAAACCAUCCAAGAAUAUCCGAUCUUUGCACGUGGCCAGGAAUAUCCCCAAGUGGCCGCCAUGCCCAUUGACUCUCUGGUGACGGCGGACAUCCGAAGCUGGGCCCGUCGCUAUCUAAACAUGGAAUUUUCCCUGCAAUCAAUUACGAAAGCAGGUACAAUGGAAGGACUGGGGAGCCUCCUGCAACAUUGUUUCGAGCCCGAAGUGAGCGCGGAAGGGAACAUGCGUGCUGAAAGUGGCGCACAGUCUCCGGGAAGCACACUUGCGGAAGUUGGAGACUGA
Messenger RNA from Aspergillus tanneri, 558 nucleotides. RefSeq lists its product as uncharacterized. The transcript has 3 exons. The record is from RefSeq and is a predicted model, not a curated record. NCBI's taxonomy places the organism in Eukaryota, Fungi, Ascomycota, Eurotiomycetes, Eurotiales, Aspergillaceae. Bases 1 to 558 code for a protein of 185 amino acids.